UGCAAUUUGUUAAUGUCAAUAGAUGGAAGAUCUUAUCAUUAGUCAAAAACAUCAGAGGUACUGUAAAAUCAGAUAUUAUAUGUCGUGUGAGAAUUUCGAAUGAAGUGACAAGACUCUCAAUAUUAUGCUUCUCCAAACAUGUAGGAUCCACCAUCUUAAAGCUAUACAACCCCAUAGGCUCCAAGAAAGAGCCAAGUUAUAUAGGGCUGCUUGUAAAGAAACCAAGUGAAAAACAAAAGCUUCUCUCAAAUCACUGAAUCAGGAUUUUGAUCUAUAGCAUUCACAACCUUUUUCCUUUUGCUAUUUGAUGCAAGUCUAUGAUCUCCUUUCGAUUUUACAUUAGCUUAUGAUCUUUCCAAUCUUUGCUGUCUUUCAUCGUUUGUUUGUCGGUAAGCUACUUUUUUUGUGAGUCAAAUUUGUUGUGUUGCUUCCUGUCUCAAAGCUUGUCAUAAAACUCUUUCCACACUUAUAAGAGCAAUUGUUGCUUCUGGUCUGGCUCUCGAACUCUCUUUAAAAUUUUCAUCAGACAAAAAGAAACCUGAAGCAUUUUGUUUCCAUGGAAACCAAUGAUAAUUCAACCAGCCUUCGUGUAGAAUCAUUUUCUUGUUACCUCAGCAACCCUGAAGAUCAGAGCUUUAUACACAAACUAGGGGGCGCUUAUGAAGAUCCUUAUCCCGAGACCGCCUUUUCUGUGAGUUCAGAAAGAGCUACUAUUAAACCACCCUCAAAUAACAGUACUCGAGAUAACCUUGCCAAUCUUCGCGUUGAUUCUUUUUCUUCUUAUCUCAAAGCUGAAGAAGAUAAUAACUUUGCGUUUAAGACCAUAGGCCCCCCUGUUCAAGAUGCUACUAUUGCAUUUGUUUUUCCUCAACAGGCUUCUGUGACUGUGGGUACUCCAAAAUACCAAGAAAGGACCAAGUCCAAAGAUGGGGAACUUAACAUAUUCGGAGCUGAUAAGUACUUCAACAUGAAACUGGAUUAUGGAGCUGUCCCUACAACUGUGGUGAAGUAUGGGGGGCAGAUGAACAAAGGGAUGGUUGAUCUGCCCUACCUGAAACCCAGUUGCCGGACAGGAACUCAAAGUAUUUGUUCUGAAGCAAGUAGUUUUAAUAGCCAAAGUGCACUGUUACAAAAUCUUCAGACAAGUAAAUCUCAAACAAAGCAGAAAAAGAUGACAGGAAGGAGAUUUUUAUCUAGCUUCGGUUGCCAAGGACCUUGUUUGGACAAAAAAGCAGUCUCUGUGGAUGAAACCAUAGGACAUGGAAAAGUAAGUAAGUUGGCAUUAAGUUCUGGCCCUUCCAUGAGAGACAAGUUGAGCAUAGUCAAAAAUCAAGAUCCAAGCAUCGAAGAGCAAAGAAAAUCACUUGAAGUGUUUGGCUCUGAUAAAAUGCGAAAAGGAGAGAUAGCAGGGAAUUUAGAAAGGAAACUCUCCAUGUUAACUUGGGAUGCCAUUCCUAAAGUUCAAGACAUCCCUAUUACAACCAUUGGAAGCGGCACAGUUGGCGAUGACAUGGCUAGCGAUGCUAGUUCUGAUUUAUUCGAGAUUGAGAAUAUAUCCAGUAGUGGAUAUGGCCACAUGAAUUCACAAACUAGGGGUGAUAAUUAUGUGCCAACUGGCUGCAUCUCACCAAUUACAACUCAGUAUGCACCAAGUGAGGCCAGUAUUGAGUGGAGUGUUAUCACAUCAAGUGCUGCUGAUUACUCAUCAGUUAUCUCUGAUUAUGGUGAAAAGUGGAUUAGCAUUGCUGCUAAUACUACUUCAAGGAUUAAUGCAGCCAAUAAAAACACCAAUACCAAGUAUGCAGUUGGGAAAGAAGGUCAAAAAACCCGUCCAGGUGGGCUUUUAGGUUGCAAGAGCAACAAAGCAGUUAGUGUGGUUGAAACUGUAUACAAAACUGGUGAGAAGGCUAAGCAUCACCAGCGCGGUUAAUGGUUAAUUCCACCCUAAUAAAUGUUAAGGCUAAGCAGUUAGUGGUAAUUCACUUGCCAGUGUAGUACUUUCAUGUUAAAUAAGAGAAUUGAAAUAAAUGGUAAGCUUUAGAAGUUUGUACUAUGUAAUAUCUUAGUAAUGAAUUGCUAUUUUCUUCUUUCUCUA
This is a messenger RNA of Nicotiana tabacum (common tobacco), 2095 nucleotides long. RefSeq names its product protein PHYTOCHROME KINASE SUBSTRATE 3-like. Gene Ontology annotation, biological process: phototropism. Lineage: Eukaryota; Viridiplantae; Streptophyta; Magnoliopsida; Solanales; Solanaceae. The record is from RefSeq and is a predicted model, not a curated record.